Molecule: messenger RNA, 2844 nt
Organism: Gekko japonicus
Lineage: Eukaryota; Metazoa; Chordata; Lepidosauria; Squamata; Gekkonidae
Product: protocadherin alpha-3-like
Exons: 2
Coding region: 1-2844 (947 amino acids)
Biological process (GO): homophilic cell-cell adhesion
Cellular component (GO): plasma membrane
Molecular function (GO): calcium ion binding
Source: RefSeq, a predicted model, not a curated record
AUGGUUGUUGUGCACCGAUGCCUCCUGGUGAGAUCCUGGCUGCUGCAGGUGAUUCUGCUCCACACCGCUUGUGAAAUGGGGAGUGGGCAGCUCCAUUAUUCUGUUCCAGAAGAAUCCCAGCAUGGCGCCUUCGUGGGCCACAUUGCCCAGGACCUGGGACUAGAGGUGGGUGAACUCAUGCCUCGGAUGUUCCGGAUGGUGUCCCAAGGCCGCAGAGACUAUUUUGAAGUAAACCUGCAGAAUGGGAUUUUAUUUGUUAAUUCCCGGAUAGACCGGGAGGAGCUAUGCGCCAAGAUGCCGGUAUGCACCAUUCACCUGGAAGUGAUCCUGGAUAAACCCCUGAGAGUCUUCCAUGUGGAAGUGGAGAUCAAGGACAUAAAUGACAAUGCGCCCCUAUUCCCGGCAGCUGAGCAAAAUCUGGUUAUUGCAGAGUCUAGACCUCCAGGCUCAUCCUUCCCACUAGAGGGAGCCUCUGAUGACGACAUUGGUUCAAACUCUCACAUCAGCUACAAAAUCAGUCCAAAUGAACAUUUCACCUUGGAUUAUCAAAACAGCAAGGAACCCGGUGAGUCUUUAGUUAUUGUAUUAAGGAAACCUCUUGACAGAGAGCUAACUCAUGUGUAUAAUUUAUUACUAACAGCCACUGAUGGGGGCAAACCAGAGCAAACUGGCACUGCUCAUCUGGUGAUCAAUGUGCUGGAUGUAAAUGACAAUGCACCCAUUUUUAAUCAGUCUGUGUAUAAAAUAAAACUUUUGGAAAAUGCAAAAAUAGGAGCAGUAAUUGUUAGUCUCAAUGCAACAGAUCUUGAUGAAGGAAUUAACAAAGAUAUCACAUAUUCAAUACGAAGUGUAAAUCCAAACAAUUUAGGAACAUUGAUUAAUUUAGAUCCAAGUAAUGGACAAAUGAGAUUAAAUGGAGAACUUGAUUUUGAAAGCAUUAAAUUGGGUGAAAUUGGAGUAGAAGCAACUGACAAAGGCAUCCCACCAAUGAAAGGACACUGCAAAGUUCUGAUUGAGGUUUUGGAUGUGAAUGACAAUGCUCCUGAAGUGACUGUGUCGUCCUUGUCAGUGCCUGUGCCUGAGAACUCUCCACCGGGGACAGUGGUGGCCCUCAUCAGUAUCUCAGACAGGGACUCUGGGGCCAAUGGGCAAGUGACCUGUUCAAUGUGGCCCUCUGGGCUCCCUUUCAAGCUGACAUCCACCUUCAAGAAUUACUACUCACUCGUACUGGCUAAGCCACUGGACCGGGAGCAGGUGGCUGAGUAUAGUUUGGUGGUGUUUGCCCAAGACCAAGGGGACCCUCCACUGUCAGCCAGCAGCAGCCUGGUGGUGCCAAUCAGUGAUGUGAAUGACAACGCACCCACUUUUGCACAACCCUCCUAUACUGUUUUCGUGAAGGAGAACAACCCACCUGGUGCUCACAUCUUCACGGUGUCUGCCUCGGACCCAGAUGUGGCGGAGAAUGCCUUGGUCAGCUACUGGCUGGAUGAGAAGCUCUGGCCGCUGUCGAGCUACAUCUCGGUGCAUUCGGAGAGUGGGAAGCUGUAUGCCCUGCAGCCCUUGGAUUACGAGGAGGUGAAGCUGCUGGAGUUCCGGGUGAGGGCCAAGGAUGCUGGGCUGCCCUCCCUGUGUGGCAACGUGACCGUCCAGGUCUUUGUGUUGGAUGAGAAUGACAAUGCACCUGCAGUGUCUGGUCCAGCAGAGGAUACCCCCAGUCUGCUGAAGGUUCCAGUGGCAGCUGGGUAUGUGGUGGGCAAGAUCCAUGCCCUGGACGCUGACUCUGGCUACAAUGCCUGGCUUCGCUACGAGUUGUAUGAUGCAACCAGCAGCCCCUGGCGGGUGGGGCUUUACAGUGGUGAGAUCAGUACUGCACGUGCUCUGGAGGAGGCAGAGGGCAGCAACAUCCAGAGUCUGCUGGUUCUGGUGAAGGAUCAUGGCAAGAUGGUACUGUCAACUACAGCCACCUUCAGUGUGUCACUGGUGGCCAGCGCCCAGGCUGCCCAGACUGAUGCCCGCCUCUCUAGGAUGGGAGGGAGUGCAAAGCCCCUGGCAGACACUGCUAAUCUCUACCUGAUCAUUGCCAUCUGCUCAGUGUCCAGCUUGUUCCUGCUGGUGAUCCUCGUGUAUGUGGCACUGCGAUGCCAGAGCCAGGCCAAGGAGGCAAUGAUGUAUGGUCCUGGCACAGCCACGCUGGUGUGUGCCAGUGAAGUGGGCAGCUGGUCGUAUUCCAAUCGCCACAGCCACAUCCUGGCAGGGGUGAGUGGGGAGCCUGGUGCCAAAAAUGACCUCAUGGUGUUCAGCCCCAACAUUCCUGUCUUGACUGGGAGUGGGAAGGAGCUGGUCCCGAAUGCUGCUGGGCAGAUUCUGCGGGGCGGGGGAGGGGAGACCCCUACGAAGCAGGAGGAGAGACGGGGAGGGAUGUCGGCUCAGGCUCCCCUUGGCUUCGCGGUCGCCGCCCCUCCAAGCGAAGGUUCCCCGCAUGCGGCGUCUCCGGCCGUUUGCUCCCGCGGGGAUUUGGCUUCGGAAGCUUCGCGUUGCUGUGGCCGGGAGCGCGAGAGAUCCGUCCGGCCAGGGCAGCCUGCGGGAGAGGCAGCGACGGGUGGCUAUAGUGGAUCGGCGGCGUCCGGGGAGACCUGCAGCUUCUCCACCCAGAGCUGUCGGGUCGGUCGGCGCGGAGACUCCCGAAGGCGGAAAGGGACCCGCGGCGGCUGUGCGGAAAGGAGCUGCGGGCCGGCCGCUGGAGGAGCUGGGACUCGCCGCCCCGAAGCCACUUCUUCCCGCACAGCCCAGUCCGGCGGAGCGCGACGAGCUGGAGGACUGUUCUCAAAGGGGGCGUGGUCUUGA